UACAUGGACCCGCAGGCUGCGACAGACGUAUUUGUAGCCAGACAAAUUACACAAAAGGAAUGCGAAUAUUGUAGCCUAUGCCCCAUCACAAAGUUACUGUGCGGAAUUUAAAAGUAGGCCUAGGCUAUAUAUAAACUAGCUCACUUCCUUUGGGUAAUUUGCAGAGCUGGCGGAAGUAGCCUACGUCAGUUAUCUCGGCUCUCUGAGGCUUUUAUUGCACACUAAUUUCAGAUGUAGGGAAAAGAGGGGAGAGUAGAUUUGAAUCACCCCCUGUCGCUUUAAGGACACUUAUCAAAGCUUUGCAUUUAUGCGAAAGGGAAAAAUACGAUGAGCCACGAGCAACUGAGCAACCAAGGACGGAAUUCAGGAGUGGAUUGAUGUAUAACUUACACGGGCCUGGAAUAGCCGAUGCCUUUGCCUUAUGGGGUUUGAUCAUAUACAGUGGAUUGUCGUAUGCUGAAGUCGCUAAACGGAGGAUCAUUUUGGAAAAUAUUGCGCAUAAGUAGCGAGAGAUUUGGAGAUUCCUGCCCUCGUGGAUUUUAUCGCGCAAAGAUUUAGCCCUACGGUGGAACUUGUCAGAUGAAUAUGGUUAACCGUUGAAACUCGCUAAUAGCCUACAGAGAGGAUUAUCAACUUAUGUAGCCUAUUAUCUUAUCCAUUAUUGAUAAGCACCUAAUACGCAUUUUGACGGAUAUUAUCUAGACUCUUUUGACAGCGGAUCAUGGAUUGGGUGGUGGAAAACAACGGGCAGCGACAUGAUUUCUCUGCGCUGUCUGCGGUAUUCAGCUAUUAACAUUGUGUUAUUCCAAUGCAACAAAGUUGCAAAGGAAGUGGAGUGCAUAAAUUGUAACUAUUUCGCUGUUUUGCACCUGCUUAUGUGAAGAACGCGUCGACGUUACWGUAUCUAAUCGCUUAAAAUACGUGAGGAUUUGCAUCGCUUCUUCCUCGCCRGCAUGGAAUAUUUGAACAUUUGUUUAUUGUAUUCGGGAGGUUUAUAUUCAAGGUCAUUCCGUGAAUCUGAUUACUUAUAGAUGUAUUAUUUAUACAUCCGUAUCUACUAGUGAUAACACUAUAGAUUAUUAUUUCGGUUGGCCGCACAGGGAAUCCGCUUUACGUUAGGUGAUUUAUAGUGUUUUUGUCAUUGCAACAUUUCUAAAAUGGAUGGAAAAUUGAAGCAGAGCCGGAGAUCCCGUUCCAAACGUGAGAGGGUACGGAGACGGGAGGCAGUGGGCAAGGAUGCCCGCAGUCCGAAACCUUCGUCUUGUUCAGAUAGGGAGCAAAGUCCUGGGAGGGAUCUCGCCUCCCAGAAUGGUAAAAAGUCUCCACACUCAACACCCUCUGCCAGAACCUCGCGCCCCCCUCGUCGAAAGAGACGAGAAUCCAGUUCUCAAGAAGAGGAUAUCAUUGAUGAAUUUGCCAUUGCCAGUUUCGUCAGCCUGGACUGUCUGGAGAAGAAGACUGGGGCCCUGAAGUCUCAGGAGCGGAAGGAGAAAGAGAAGGAGAAGGAGAGGUGGAGAGAGGAGAAGCAGCAGGAGACGGUGGCAAAGAGACAGAAGGAGGAGGAGGAGGAGAACGUCAUGCCCACGUCUCUGGACCCCCUGGAGAACGGCUUCAUCAACCACGCCCAGAGAGAGCAGGAGAGGAUGAACGACAGACUGCUGAAGAAAACCUACUCCAAGAAGAACAAACAGAUCAAGGCCCUGCAGGUACGCCCAGUGAAGCUGGAUGAGGAUGGGGCCAUGCAGGAGUUCAACAGACCCAACAGGAGCAUCUCUAAAGAGCACCUCAGUGAGAGCUCCACUCACUCGCUGUCAGGCCGGGGCUACUCGUUCACUUCUUUAAAAAGAGACGAGCACCCGUUUGGGAGACAUGAGUGUGACAGCGAGAGUGACGUUGAUGACAAGGUAUCUGAUGUAGGAUCCGACAAACUAUUUUCCCCCACUACACCCAAAGGUGUGUCAACGAAUGAGAAUCCCGAGUCCAAGACUGUCAGCUCGGCCAAAGUCUCCGGGCUCCAGCGUAGCCAGGAGCAGAGUAACGAGGUGUCCUUCGCCCCGCCCGUGUCCAGCCCCACCCCGGCCUCCCCGCCUUCGGGCUCCCCUGCCCCCGCUGCCACCGCGGCAGCCCCCCCUCAGCCCCUCCCCAAGGCGCAGCUCACCUCCCCGCCCCCCCUCCUCAUCAAGAGAGAGUCGGAUCGGGUGCCGCCCAUCCCCAGAUUCCCCACCCCUCCCCUGCUGAGGGCCCAGCCCCACCCUCUCCAGGAGCACCGUGUCCCCGUCUCGCUCCCUCCCCCCCAGCACCAACACCACGCCAGGCCUCUCAUCAGCCACCAACUGCACCAGCAUCACCCACUGCAUUACAACAGCCUGCACGACAUCAGCGGCGGCAGUGCAGGCCUCCCCAAACACCACCACCUGCCCCCCUCUCCCCACCACCUGAGCGGCCUCCCCUCCUCCACCCCGGCCCUGCCCCUGUCCAUAGCCAACCUUUCUACCUCGCACUAUUCCUCCCUGCGAAGCCCGGCCCAUCGCCAUCCGGCCAUGUUCGCAACCCCCGCCACACUUCCGCCACCUCCGACCUUACCCACCAACAGCCUUGUGGUCCCUGGGCACCCCGCUGGCACCCCCUACCCAGAGCUUGACCUCCUGCGGCAGGAGCUGAACAACCGCUUCCUGGUUCAGAGUUCAGAGGGGUGGAGCCGGGGGCCGUCCUCCGCGGGGUCCCCGCUGGCCCCUGUGUCACUCCUGAGGGGAGAGUUUCACCAACACCAGCACAUGCAUCAGCACCAACACACCCACCAGCACACCUUCACGCCCUUCCCGCCCAGUCUGCCCCCGGCCACCAUCAUUCCUCCGCCCACCGCACCCCCCAUGGUGCGUACCCCAGCCAGAAAUUUCGACAAAUACGCUCCAAAACUGGACAGUCCAUUCAUUAGACAUUCAAAUUUCUUCCCCUCCUACCCCCCCACAAUGCCAGGCAUGCCCCCGCUGCUCCCCACUCAGACCUUCAGCUCACUGCAAGGAGCCUUCCAGCCCAAGUCCUCCAACCCCAUAGACGUAGCCUCCCGUCCGGGGGCAGUACCUCACACACUCCUACAGAAGGACCCACGGGUAUCAGAUCCUUUCAGGACAGGGGUGUUUCCUGGGUUUCCCUACACCCACGACUUGGCACGACCCAUGUUCUCCUCCACAGGUUCUGGCCAUCCGGCCGCCUCCCCGUACGGCCCCUCCCCCCACCACAGUGGCUUCCUGCCUCCCAGCCACUUGGCAGGUAAGUAUCCUUUCAGUCGCUCCAGUACCUUUGGCGGCCUCGGCAACCUUUCAACCAGUGCCUUCGGAGGAUUAGGCAACCCCUCGCUUGGCUCCAACAGUGUCUUUGGCCAUAAAGAGGGCCCAGGGGGCCUGCCAGGCUUCAGCAGCCCUCACCAUGACACCUGGAACAGGCUCCACCGGACCCCACCCUCCUUCCCCACCCCUCCGCAGUGGCCCAAGUCUGCAGACACGGAGCGCAGCAACUCAGCAAACAGCCACGAGCGUGAACGAGAACGAGAGAGGGAACGGGAACGGGAGAGGGAGAGAGAACAGGAAAAAAGGGAUUCAUCCAUCAGCAAAGAGGAUAAGGAUAAAGACAGAGAUUCGAUUGACCGUAACCGCCACUCCAACCGUUCGUCCCCUGCAUCGGCCCCAACCAGCUACCAGAUCAGUAGCCUGAUCCGCUCUAACAGCCAGAACUCCAGCGACUCGGGUCGCCACCACAGCGGCAGCGUGGACCGGGUACGGGAGGCAGAGAAGGAGCUCCCGGAGCGCCACCGAGAGGUGGCCAUAGUGGGGGAGGUCAAGGUGAAGGAGAGCCGCUCCCCUGGAGGAGGGAAGGAGGUGACCGACAGAGACAGACGCUCGUCAGAGGACUCCAUCAAACCAGCKCACCGCACGCCCUCUCCCUACCCCAAGGCUGUCCUAUCUGAGACAGGKAUGAAYAUGGCUGGUGGRCCCCCACCCACMCUACUCAAGGARGGGGACAGGGACAGGAAGGAGGMUCSRCCMUCRUCUGGGGGGGACCUGCUGCUGCACAAGGUGAAGAACGACAUGAAGAUCAAGGAGGAGCGCAAYGAGGACCAGGAMGUGYUGGUGGUGAGCUCCGAGCCUGSCCCUCAGCCUGCUCCUCCUCCUCAYCCUCUACCUCCUCCACCUCCCCAGCCRGGUCACCACCACCACCACCACCACCACCCUCCUCUGUCCCAGCAGCCUCCUCCCCCCUCCCCACGCUGCAGUGACUUGCCCACCCACGGCUCCCUGCACGGGGUGCACAUGGCCCACUCCCUGCCCCUCUCCAUGAGCGCCAUGCACCAGAUGGGCAGUCUCAACGUGCUGGACCGGGCRCYCAUGGCUCCKUUUAUGGGGGUSAGCCCCCUGGCUGCUGCUGCAGGGAGGGACCGGAUGCCCCACCAAGCCUUCCCUUGGGACCCACUGAGGGAGGCCUACCGCAACKUGGACCUGCAGCGCAGGAUGGACUURCAMCUGAGGGCMGAGCAGGCCCAGCGCUUCCCCAGCAUYUACGAGCAGGAGCGGGCRUACCGGGAGAGAGAGGCKCACGACUACUCCCACCARGAGCACAUGCUGGAGGUACGGCGGGAGCACGAGAGGAUGAGGCAACAGGCAGAGGAAAGAGAGCGCCAGCACCUGAGGGAGGAGCUGGACCGAGCGCGGCUUCACCAGCUGCACCAGUCCCCCAUGGAGGGACACCUGCCACACAUGCCCCCCUUCAUGCCCCACCUGGGCGGCAUGCCCUACCCCAGACUCAGCCCCUCCACCGGACACAACGGCCUGCUAAACCGGACGCCCCCCACCGCUGCCCUUAGCGCCCCCCCUCCCCUAGUGUCUGCGGGCAGCACCAGAGCAGCCUCCCCCAGAAGGACUACCCCCCUCACCACCCAGGACCCCCGAGAUUACUCCCCCUCCCGCAACCCCAAAGAAGUGGAGGCACGGUAGCUUAACAUAACAGACAAAGGACGUGAAUGCUUAAAAAGGCGCACUCCCCAAUUUGGAACCUUCUAGAGAGAACAAGAUGCACUGCUUUUCAAUGGAGAAAGGCAUAAGUAAAAGAGAAAACAGUAUGAUUGUACAAAGUAAAGAUUUGUAAGGGUGAAGAAGCACAUGCCAUGCUUUUAUUUUAUAUGGACAGGCUGAUGAGAAUGUUGGUUAGAAGAACACGAAUCAAAAAGUAUGUGUAUGUUAGUUUCCGACUUAAAAUUUGAUAUUAAUAUAUUAAUCCAAAACCUUUUGUUGAUUUUUCCGUGAAAAGUGAGAUUCUGAUUGAAAAGAGAGAUUCUGAUUGAAAUUAGUUUGUACAUUUCCUAUCCUUGUUCCAUGUAUAGACAUCAUUUUUAUGAAUUUGUAUUUUGUGCAUUAGUCAAUUUUUUUCAAUAUUUAUCCCAGUCCAUGAUGAUGCUCCACAGUGGAUGAUGCUCCACAGUGGAUGACGCUCCACAGUUUUUACCCAGUAAUUUAACCUCAUGGUACCUGAAAAUACUCAUAAAUGAUCAUGUACAAAGUUACAUUAAAGAUUUGUUGCAUUUUAUUUGUUUUGCCUUUGAGAUAUGCAGACAAAUAUAUAUUACGAGGUCUUUGUUCGGUCUCUGUAAAGAAGAAUUAGUGUAUAAAAAAAAAAAUGACAAUGUAAAUUUAUUAGGCUUUUUAAAUGUUUCUAGAAAAACAAAUGAAAUCAAAACAGAACCACUUCCCGGUUGUAAACCAUGGUAACAGACGAGCCUGUCCAAUGGGAGGGAAGGAGGGCGGGCAUCAGAAGGGGGCCUGGAAUGAUCUUCUGCAAUCUAUGCAAAGAGGCACUGAGCACCCCGAUGGAGAGCCACCUGGAAUGGAAUGGACUGUUGGAUAAUGUUGAUUCUGUGAGAGGAACUUGGAUUAACUCAACAUGUUUUUCUUUCCAAUCAGGGGACAUGGAAUUAAACCUACAGACUUCCUGGUUACAGAUAAACUGUACCAGAAGCUUACAAUACAGCCCCAGUGACAGCAAAGGAAGACACGUUUGAUUGGGCGGCAAUAGGACUUUCUCUGUCGACCGUUGUGGUGUUGUGCAGUUGUUUUUCUUAGACUUGUAUACAAAACAAGUAGAGUUUUAGGCGUGCAAAAAAAUGAAAACGAACAUUCAUGUACGGAAUAAAGUUUGGACCUAAUACCUGCA
Salvelinus sp. IW2-2015 is the source of this 6201-nucleotide messenger RNA. The record is from RefSeq and is a predicted model, not a curated record. Lineage: Eukaryota; Metazoa; Chordata; Actinopteri; Salmoniformes; Salmonidae.